AUGCAAUUGUUGGUCUUGGACUCUUCAAUAGACUCCUUGGUGGCGUGGUCUGCUGCGGAGUGUGUCUGCGACAGUGUUCCUACCGUUGUCCUUACCUCGAUAUCCACGGGGUCGGAUUUGUAUUCAGACAAAUGUCGCAACGAGAUUCACGCGCGUGAGUGUCUGAAGGAGGUGCCUUUAGUCCGUUCAAAGCUAGAAUCCCAGGAUGCAGAGUCCGUGAAAUUGUUUAGCGAAAAAAUUGGCAAGCACACUUCGCAACCGGCGGACAGUGUACUGAAGCAGCUCCUGAAAACCCUGAACGAGGUGCCCCUGAGGCCGCUGUUGUUUGCGGUGGAUUCUUCGGCCCCUGACGUGCUGCCCAUAUUCGGUUGCAACGCCGUAUUGAAGUAUUACGCCGAAAGUCCGGGUAGAUGCGGCGAUAGCGGCUGUCUGCUGCACACACCCAAACAUGGACAGACCGUAUUUGACUGGUUUUCGUGGUCAUCGCAAUUGCGCACUUUGUGCAACAAGAACGCAUCUGUCGAUUUGAAAGCGUUGUUAUCGCAAUUUGAUGCCUAUCUAUCCGGUCAGCAAGAUUCUGAUAUCAAAGUUUGCAUCGGUUCGGUAGUGAUUACGUUGUGCCUGCUAUGGUACGAAAGCAAACUAGAGUUCUUAGGUUGCAAUUUGGACAUGUUUGGCCACAUACGGCGCUACAUGUCAGCCGUGUUGAGUGCGACGGCGAAUUUGGAGAGGUAUCGGUGCCUUCACAAGUAUUAUAGACUCCACGGCACAUGCGCUGCACCUGAGCGUUCAAUAGCUUCAUCUGACGAGUUGGAGUCAUUAUGCCGCGAUUUCGUCGGUAGGAAGUUUUACGUCACCACCGCACUGGCGUACACUAACGGACCUCCGCAUAUCGGCCACACCUACGAGAUCGUGACGUCGGAUGUUUUGGUUCGUUACUUUAAGGCCUUUGGCAUGAAGCCUACGCUUCUGGCGGGCACCGAUGAGCACGGACUGAAGGUUGCAACUACGGCUGAGAGUAGCGGCAUGUACCCUAUUGAGCUCGCCGAUUACUACUCCGCUAAAUUCCGAGAGAAUAACGCCGCUCUUCUGACCGACGCCUCUCUAUUCGUGCGCACUACUGAGCGCCGCCACCAUCACUCAGCGCAGAAGAUUUGGAGGAUUUUGAGGGAUAGGGGAGACAUAUACCUUGGCGAGUACAGCGGUUGGUACAACGUCCGGGAAGAGACGUUCCUAACCGAGGUUGAGGCUGCGGCCACCGACUACAAGGAUCCAUUGUCAGGAAAGCCUUACACUCUUAUGAAAGAAUCGAGCUAUUUCUUCCGUAUGAGCAAGUACCAGCAGCAGUUAAUCGAUAAGAUAAGCAGCGAUCCUAUGUAUCUGCAGCCCGAAUCCGCGCGAAAUGAAAUUUUGAGCCGUCUGAAGAAGCCUUUGGAAGACCUGUCGGUGAGCAGGUGUAACUUCAGCUGGGGCAUUCCCGUUCCCGAUGAUCCGUCUCACGUGAUGUACGUUUGGUCCGAUGCGUUGACCAGCUAUUUAAGCGGCAUUGGUUUCGGCGACUUCGACGACAUCAGCGAGCUAAAGCUUUGGCCUCCCGAUGUUCAGGUCAUUGGCAAAGACAUCAUUUGGUUCUUCGCCGUAAUUUGGACGUCGAUUUUGAUGUCCUUGGACGUUUCGUUGCCCAAGACGAUUUUCGCACACGGCUUUAUCACUGCCGCUGACGGGCGCAAAAUGAGCAAAUCUCUGGGCAAUGUCGUUCACACCAAAGACCUCCUGGUGAAAUAUGGAGCGGAUAGUCUGCGUUACUACCUCGUUCGGGAUUCCGUCUUUGGUUCAGACGUGAAGUUCGACCUCUCCUCGAUGGCGGAUUUACACAACGCUGAUUUGACUGACACUAUUGGUAACUUGGUACAUCGUAUCACGACUUUAUGCACGAAAUUCUGUAACGGGUCCAUUCCCCCCGUUGCGGACAAGUCGUCCCCGCGUCCCUUCAACAUGGUGGACGUGGCAGCCAAGACCCUGAAGCAUCUACAGGAUUUCGCGCUGCAGGACGCACUGUUGAGCGUGAUAGAGGCAUUCAGGGAUACUAACAAAUAUUUGACCGACCGCGAGCCGUGGGCUAAGGGUUCUGUGUCAACUCGGCAUGACACGAUACGUAACGUGCUGGAGGCGAUUUACUUUUUGAACCAUUUAAUGCAGCCAGUGAUUCCUCAAGCGGCUUCGGUAGUUUUCAAGAAGCUAAAUACUGCGCCGAAGACCCACAUAGGCCUAUUAUCUGCUGACUAUGACAACCUGACGGAGGGCACCAACGUGGUCGUCGGGGACAUUCUGUUUCAAAAGGUGGUCGCUGCCGAUAAAACCCAGUAA
Molecule: messenger RNA, 2367 nt
Organism: Babesia ovata
Lineage: Eukaryota; Apicomplexa; Aconoidasida; Piroplasmida; Babesiidae
Product: methionyl-tRNA synthetase
Exons: 3
Coding region: 1-2367 (788 amino acids)
Biological process (GO): methionyl-tRNA aminoacylation
Molecular function (GO): methionine-tRNA ligase activity; ATP binding
Source: RefSeq, a predicted model, not a curated record